GUUUUAUCCCUUUCCUCCUGGAGUUGAGGGCUGUCAUAGGCUGGAUGUGGACUGACACAGCACUCAGUCUGUCCAACUGGAUAUGCCUGGAGGACAUAUAUGCCAAUAUCUUCAUCAUGAAAUGCUGGCAAGAGUCUGAGAAGAAAUACCCCCAGCCUCCAGGGCGGAAGAAGAAGAAGGUUGUGAAAUAUGGAGUAGGGGGUGUCAUCACAUUCGCUUUAGUCUUCCUCAUGUGGUUCCCCCUGGUUUUCAUGUCCCUGUUGAAGACAGUGGGUGGAGUAACAAACCAGCCCUUGGAUGUGUCUGUCAAGAUCGCCAUCAAUGGUUACGAGACCUUAUUCACUAUGAGCUCCCAGCAGCAGAACCUGGUCCCUUUCUCAGAUGCGGCCUAUGACCAGCUGACCCAACAAUAUGCCCUUCAUUCUUCUGCCAUGCAGUUCCUAGCAAGCUACAGACCAGAAGACAUCGUUCUUGUCAAGAUCAAAAGUCAUGCCAGUCUGCUGUGGGGCAUCAGUCCUGCCAACCGAGCAGCAAUGGUCAGGGAGCUAGCCAAUGCCACUACCAUCUAUAUCACCACGUCCUGGACCAUUCAGAGGAACGUCUCUCUGGUGGAGAAUGUGGAAGCAUCCGGCAAGUACACUGUGUAUUACACAGACACAAAGACGCGAGACCACCUGGUCCAAAUGCUGACUCACGCCAGGAGAGAGCCCGUAAUGCUCCCUGCGCUGAUCCCCAAAGCACUCAAAACCACAGCAGGUACUGAAGCGAAGAUAGCCAAACAGUUGAAAGUGGCCCAUUCCCACAGACCCCAGGACGUGGACAAACUGGCCUUCUUCCGCAAUGCCACGGUGCGCCUACAGGAACUGAAGCCGGCAGAUGCCCCUGCAGCCAGCCUGGCAGCUGAGUGGUGGGUGGUCCAGGAAUGGUGGCCAGGCUGUAACCAGGGCCGGGGCUGUAGCCGAGACCUGGAGCUGAUUGUCUACAAUGACAAAGUGAGCCCCCAGAGUCUGGGCUUCCUGGCAGGAUAUGGCAUUGUAGGACUCUAUGUGUCCGUGGUGAUGGUGGCGGCCAAGUUCAUCCGGGAGCACUUCCUGGGCAUCUCCCGCUCCAUCAUGUACGAAGAGCUGCCUAGCGUAGACCGCGUAUUCAGACUCUGCACUGACAUCUUUCUGGUCCGUGAGCUGGGGGAGCUGGAACUGGAGCAGCAACUCUUUGCCAAACUCAUCUUCCUGUACCGCUCGCCAGAAACCAUGAUCAAGUGGACCCGCGAGUGCCCACCUGCCCCCCGCCGCACCCCACCCCCUGACUCUGUUUCUGGGGCUGCAGAGGAGCCAGUGGAGGUGGUCAGCAUGGCCUAGAGCCCUUUGACUUUCACGAUGUUUCGACUUAACAUUAUCUGACCCCAGCCUUCUGAUCCUGGGCACACAAGCCAUCCCUGAGCAUGCAGCUGGUCCCCAGCUGGGUCCCUUGCCCUGAGGUCACCUUUGUGCCCUCAUAAGGAAAACUCAGCUUGUCCCAUUCCUUGACCUUGCAUUCUGCAGCCCCUUGGCAGGGAGGAUUGGACAGUGCCAGCUGCCUAGAGAAGGAGCCCGAGCACCUCGGUGACCUCUGCCUCCUCCAGGGCAUCCAGAGGGAAGCUGGGGAGAGUUGCCUAAUGCAGGCCAUUAAGCAAGGUAAUGACCCAUGAAGCCUCCUGGCCCCUCUGGCUGUGCCUCCCCUGGGCUCGUGGAGCCCACUGUCUUCUGCUCAUUUGGCUGCUUCCCUCUCCCCCCAGCCUUGUGACCACUGUUUUUGUUAAUGUGUCAGGCUGUGGUUUUCCCAGAUGGAGUUGGGGCCUCAGAACCACCUUUUGCCUUCCGGGUCCACCCAGCAUUGUGAACACAACAAGUAGUUAAUAAAUAUUCACUUGAGAUCAAGCC
Messenger RNA from Erinaceus europaeus (western European hedgehog), 1919 nucleotides. RefSeq names its product piezo-type mechanosensitive ion channel component 1-like. Gene Ontology annotation, biological process: cellular response to mechanical stimulus; regulation of membrane potential; detection of mechanical stimulus. Bases 45 to 1358 code for a protein of 437 amino acids. The transcript is spliced from 8 exons. Gene Ontology annotation, cellular component: plasma membrane. Gene Ontology annotation, molecular function: mechanosensitive monoatomic ion channel activity; monoatomic cation channel activity. Lineage: Eukaryota; Metazoa; Chordata; Mammalia; Eulipotyphla; Erinaceidae. The record is from RefSeq and is a predicted model, not a curated record.